This is a messenger RNA of Belonocnema kinseyi, 1925 nucleotides long. Its product is annotated as protein I'm not dead yet-like. Gene Ontology annotation, cellular component: membrane. The coding region runs from base 167 to 1864 and encodes 565 amino acids. Gene Ontology annotation, biological process: citrate transport; monoatomic anion transmembrane transport. The transcript has 10 exons. Gene Ontology annotation, molecular function: citrate transmembrane transporter activity; succinate transmembrane transporter activity. NCBI's taxonomy places the organism in Eukaryota, Metazoa, Arthropoda, Insecta, Hymenoptera, Cynipidae. The record is from RefSeq and is a predicted model, not a curated record.
AAGGAGGGAAUGAGAAAGUGAUAAUUCCUCAACAUCUACAUCAUAGCAAGCGUUUAUAAGAGUGGAAUCGGUAAUACAAAUUUUCCACCUGCAAAUAAGAAAAUCUACUUAAAAGGCAAGGAAAUCAGAGUUAUAUAACAAUCACAUAUCAGCGAAGGACUUACAUAUGGAAGGGUCAAAUCUUCCUGAAGGUGUAGGUCAAGUAUCUAUGUGUGUUUCAACGUUGACUUUUCUCAAGAUGUACUGGAAGGCUAUUGUCACUUUUUCGUGGCCGCUUCUCAUCCUGCCCAUCAUUGUUUGCAGCAAUACACUGGAAGCGAGAUGUGGUUACGUGAUUUUGAUAAUGGCCGCUUACUGGAUAACGGAUUGUCUACCAAUGGGAAUCACAUCUCUUAUACCAGUGGUUUUGUUCCCAAUGUUCAGUAUAAUGUCCACGGACGAUAUCGGUCAAUGUUACAUGAACGACACAAUCAUGGUCUUCAUAGGAGGUCUCUCUAUAGCCUUGGCAGUGGAGCACUGCAAUCUUCACAUGAGAAUUGCGGUCGGUGUAAUGAAAAUUGUGGGAUGCAGCCACCGGAAGUUACUAGCUGGUCUGAUCUUCGUAACCACUGCAGUUUCCAUGUGGAUUUCUAAUACGGCAGCUACCGCUAUGAUGAUCCCAAUCAUCAUAGCAAUUCUAGAGGAACUUGAAAGGGAGGGUCUUGGAAAAAUGUACACUAUUGAAGUUGAUCCAGAAGAUCCUAAUAGAGAACCGCUACUAAUACCAAGUAAAAUAACAAAGGCCUACUUUAUGGCGACAGCUUAUUCUGCAACAUUUGGUGGAACAGGAACUCUGGUUGGAACUGGAACGAAUCUAACAUUCAAGGGAAUCUUUGAAUCUACCUUUCCAAAAUCGGAAGGUAUCAAUUUCACUCAGUGGAUGAUAUGGGCUUUUCCACAAAUGUUCAUCAAUGCCUCUAUAACGUGGAUCUACUUCCAAAUAUUCUACUUAGGACUAUUUCGUCCUAAAAGUCAGGAUGCUCAACUAGCUUAUAUUAGCUCCGACGGAGAAAAAAUUGCAAAUAGAGUCCUGCAAGAAAAAUGGAAAAAUUUGGGACGCAUGACCUUUCAUGAGACUGCAGUUGCAUUGCUUUUCGUAGCAUGCAUUUUCCUCUGGAUUUUUAGAAAGCCUGGAUUUGUUGUAGGAUGGUCUCAAUUGAUAACAGACGUAAAACUAAAAGACUCAAACCCUGUUAUUAUGAUCACAAUCCUGAUGUUCAUCAUCCCAAGAGAUCCUUCCUUUCUAUACAGCUGCAGUAAAGAUAGAUCUAAGAGACCUAAACGAUCCUCUGAAGCAUUAAUCACUUGGAAAUAUAUAGCGAAUAAAAUGCCUUGGAAUCUGAUGUUUCUCUUGGGUGGUGGUUUCGCCAUUUCCAAAGGAAGUAACGCAUCGGGUCUUUCAAGGAUGUUAGGAGAAGCUCUUAAACCAUUAGAAAAUUAUAAUCUAUUAUUUAUUUUGUCUAUACUUUGCAUUUUCAUUACCUGCAUAACAGAAUUUACAUCCAACGUAGGGGUUGCUAAUAUUGUGUUACCAGUCGUCGCCCAAAUGUGUGUGGCAAUGAAGAUACAUCCAUUUUACCUGAUGAUACCAGCAACAGUAUGUUGUUCAUUUUCGUUUAGACUGCCAGUCGGUACACCACCAAAUGCCAUCGUAACCGCCACUGGUCGUAUUCCAAUUCAAUCACUAAUCGUGGGUGGAUGUAUACCAUCGAUUUAUAGUUUGAUCGUACUUUUAAUUACAUUUUCUACAUGGGGAGUGUAUCUUUACGAUACUGAAAUAUUCCCUGAUUGGGCAGCAGAUUCCAAGGACGCUACAGAAGGCUAAAGUUCAAGCUGUCACUAAAAUAUUUUCCAUGUAUAUAAGACUAUUUAAAAAAUGUAUUUGC